Diatraea saccharalis (sugarcane borer) is the source of this 1440-nucleotide messenger RNA. The record is from the annotation of a GenBank genome assembly. NCBI's taxonomy places the organism in Eukaryota, Metazoa, Arthropoda, Insecta, Lepidoptera, Crambidae.
AUGCCUAAACGUAAAUUCUCAGGUGCGAUGCCAAGACAAAGUCGUUCAAAAAGUAAUCUUUCUGAAGAGGAAAAAAAGAUACGUAGAAGAGAACAGAAAAAACUCAGCAUACGCCGUGCUCGAGCAAAAAUGAGCGAAGCUGCACUCGAGGAAAGAAGAAAAAAGGACAGGGAAAGAUAUAGGAAGAAAAAAGAGCAAGGUCAAAUCAAGACCAUUAAAGAUUACACACCUAGGCAACAAAGAAACACUUGCCUUUGUGCCAUUCAUACCAAUAAUAACUUUAUGGUUCGUGCGCUGUACAAUGCAAAAGCAAUUGCUUAUAUUUCUGCCACAGAGUUGGUAAAAUCAUUAUGCUGUGAUACUGGCUUAACAUUAUAUUGUUUAGAAAGGGAUUGUGCUGAAUGCAAAGAAAAAACUAUUCAGCACAAUGAUUUUAAUGAUAAUGACACUAUAACGUACGAGAGAUGGAUAACCAAAACUGUUACUGUUGUUGUAAAAGGGCAAGAAAAAAAAUGCAAAAAAACUGUCAAAGAAAAAGUGGUGACAACUAAAAAGAAGCUUUUGGGAAUAUUACAAUCUAAUUUACCAACUCUUAUGAAACAUAUUGCAUACGUGAUGCAUCAAUCUAAUGCCAUUCUGACUAUCAAACAACGACUAAGACCUGGACAUGGACUUCUUCAUAUUGAUUUUCCCGAAAAUUAUAAUUGUAAAUAUGGUCAGGAAAUACAGUCGGCACAUUUCGGAGGUUCGAAAAUACAGUUGUCCUUACACACUUCGGUUUAUUAUUAUACUCAAUCAGAACCUUCAAAUAAUUAUACAAAAAAUAAUUCCUUUUGUACAGUCUCGGAAAAUAUUAAUCAUGAUCCUGUUUUAAUAUGUGUGCAUUUACAUGCUUUAAUAAAUAGAAUUCUAGAAUUAUCACCAAAUCUGAAAACUCUCCACAUUUUGAGUGACGGGCCGUCUACUCAAUAUCGCAAUAAAUCAAUGUUCCACUUGAUAGCAACAUAUUUAAGCAAGGAGUUUGGUGUGAAUUCCAUCAUUUGGCAUUACAGUGAGAGAGGACAUGGAAAAGGUGCACCGGAUGGAGUAGGCGGUUGCAUUAAACGGAUCUGUGACAGUUGUGUGGCAACAGGUCAAGAUGUUGCUAGUUUGGAUAACUUGAUGUUAUGUCUGGAUAAACGUUGUAAAGUGACUGACUUAUCCAGAGCUACCACACCUAAUUCUAUCGAAGUUCCAGGAACUCCAGAUGCUCCAACUGAACCAAAUUCACCGGCUUUGACAGACCGAAUGACGCCUGAUAACCUAAUAAUGCAGCCUAUUCUUAGGCCAAAAAAAAGGAAGUUUUGGAUCUCCUCAGAUACUGAUACCGAUGACGACGCACCUAUAGCCAAGAAAACAUAUAUAGAUAUGCUUACGUCUGACGAUGAAAAUAUUUUCUAA